Pelodiscus sinensis (Chinese soft-shelled turtle) is the source of this 1596-nucleotide messenger RNA. RefSeq names its product zinc finger protein 277 (gene ZNF277). The record is from RefSeq and is a predicted model, not a curated record. NCBI's taxonomy places the organism in Eukaryota, Metazoa, Chordata, Testudines, Trionychidae.
GAUCCUCCCUUUGGAAGGCGGGGCCGAGGCUCUUUCCCAUUGGUCCGAGAGCCGUUCCAAUGCGCCACGCAGCCCGGCUCCACCUGUGCACAGCGGCAUGGCAGCUUCAGCAGGCGGUAGCGCCGCGGCCGAGAGAGGCGAUGGUGAGUGUAUUUUGGAGCCUCUGUGUUUGCCAGAAAGUCCAGGUGGUGUUGCUGCUGUGGAAGAGUCUCCAUCUGUGCCUUGUAUUUUCUGUGAGGAAAAUUCUCUGCUAGCAGAACAAGACCAACUUCUGAAGCACAUGAUAAUUGAACACAAGCUUGUCAUAGCAGAUGUCAAGCUGGUUGCAGAUUUCAGAAGAUAUGUUUUAUAUUGGAAGAAGAGAUUCACGGAGCAGCGCAUCACUGAUUUCUGUAGUGUAAUAAGAACAAAUUCAGAAGCUCCACUAGAGGAACAGGACAAUUAUUUUCUUUUAUGUGAUGUUUUACCAGAAGACAGAUUACUAAGAGAACAGCUCCAGCAAAAGAGACUGAGAGAAAUCCUGGCUCAACAACAGCGUGAAAGAGAUGAUAUAAAUUUUCAUAACAUAUGUAUGUUUUGUGAUAAAGAAUUCACAGGAAACAGGUCCGUUCUUUUCAAUCACAUGGCAAGAGAUCAUGCUUUUAAUGUUGGGCUGCCUGAUAACAUUGUAAAUUGUAAUGAAUUUUUGGAUGUAUUACAGAAGAAACUUGACAAUUUGCAGUGUUUAUACUGUGAGAGAACCUUCAGAGACAAAAACACACUUAAAGAUCACAUGAGAAAAAAGCAGCAUCGCAGAAUCAAUGCCAAAAAUAGAGAAUAUGACAGAUUUUAUAUCAUUAAUUACUUGGAAUUUGGAAAGUCCUGGGAGGAAGUACAAUCAGAAGAUGAUCGAGAAUUGCUAGAUAACCUAGAAGAAGACUGGUCUGAUUGGGAAGAGCAUCCUGUCUCUGCAGUUUGCCUCUUCUGUGAAAAGCAAGCAGAAACUACAGAAAAAUUGUGUCUUCACAUGAAAGAAGCACAUGGAUUUGACCUUCUUAAAAUCAAGGCAGAGCAUGGUUUGAAGUUUUAUCAGCAAGUGAAAUUAGUGAAUUUCAUCAGAAGGGAAAUCCACCAGUGUCGAUGUUACAACUGCAUGGAGAAGUUUCAAUCUAAGACUGAAUUAAUAAGUCACAUGGAAGUGACAGAACACAUUACAUUCCUGCCACCCAGGUCUACAUGGGAUCAACCACAGUAUUAUUUUCCUACCUAUGAAAAUGACACACUCCUAUGUACGUUGUCAGACAGUGAAGAUGAACUGACAGCCAAGGAUCAAAGCGAAGGUAUCCCUGUCAUUAGUGAAGAUAUUUGCGACCUAGAGGCUUUGAGACAAAACAGUAUUUUAAACCAACUCCUCCAUGAAGAGAACAAUUAACGGAAGCCUAACCAUUGAGACAUUUACUAAUCUCCAUGUGUUCUACCUGCAAGAUUAAAAGUAAAAAUGUGAUCUAACCUACAUCCUAGUGUGAUUUAGCCCAUGCUUGCUAUAAACACACUGAUUGUAAAUGAAUGGGAAUACCAAAUAAAGAAAAUAGGCAGUAAAAGCUGUAUAUAAACUUG